AUAUGUAAGUGGACAACUUUAUUUCGACAGUUGGCUAAUAACAGUGAGAUGGAAGCGAUAAUGGUUAUUAAUCAAUUGGAGUCUAUAAUUGGACCGAAAACAUACGGGACUAUAUCUUUGCUGUAUAAUUCGUUUAAGGACUUAGGAAAAAGUGAUAAGAUAGAUGAUGCUCUAUUGAAAUUAACAUUUACUAUGUUGAACAACUCCAAAUUAACUUCCUGUGAAUUAGAACAAUUGGUACCAGUUCUACUAACCAUUUACAAGAGGUCUAUUGAAAAACACGAUUCUGUCAAGUUUGUAACAGUAUUGGAAUGUUUCACUUUGAUACUUCCCAAUUCUAAAAAAUAUGACCUUUUGGUACCCUUUGAGAAGCUUCUGGAAUCCAUUCCAGAAUCGCUGAAGCAAUCGAUACCCCAAUCACUAAUUCGCACACUUUCGGACUUAGUAGGCGGCGACGAUAAAAAGUUUUCAUUUAAAGCAGAUCGCAUAUUGAAAAAGAUCCACAGUUUGGAAAAGAAAUUUCUGAAACCGAAUAUUUUAUCGCGCAGUACGAAGAUGGUGGCGAUGUCAAAAAGAGAAACGCCAACCUCUGAGGAUGCAACGAUUUUGCGUUUGUUUGGUCAGCCUGUGGUAUCUCCCAGUGGGACUAUUAGAGGCAGUCAACUCAAUAACAAUCCUAUUAAAUCAAAAAGAAUUAAAAAGCCCGAAAUACCCAAACCGUCUAGUAUCUUUGACGACGACGCUACUUAUGUACCCAUUGAUUCCGAUUACAAAUUUGAUCGUAGCAAGUUAAACGACCAUCAGCUGGAGAUGUUGAAGAAGGAUAGGUCUGAUAUACCGGCGUUGUACCAGGAUUUAUCGCAGAGCCAAUCAAACUCGGUUUGUGCUUUGGUCGAUGUUCAGAAGCCGAAUCCAGUUUUAGAUGGCCAGUCUUCGGAUUUGUUUCAGUCCGAAAAUCAGAAUGUUGGCCAAAGUGGUACCAAAGACGAUGAGAAAGAGGGAGAUCCACCGCCAAAUCAUGUAGAAAAUGAAACCCAGGUACAAAUGGAGCCUGUGGUGGCGAGUGAAAAUGAUACAGGCACUACUGUACAGAUCAGCCUUAAAAAGUUGGGCCCUGUUGAAAGAUUGCUUAAAACUCUGAAGGUGGAUGUGGUCGGUGGCGAAUUAUUCACCAAAGUAGAUGUCACAAGUAAACGGUCCACUCGACGUCAUUCGGAAAAUCCUCACUCAGACAGUGGAUCUAAAACGCCAAAGAAAGCCAAACCAAAAAAGGUUCAACUUGAAACAACUGAGCAGUGCAGUACUCCGACUUCAGCUCCUAAACAGUAUGUUAAUGCACGAAAAUUAUUGGAGAGCAUCACAGAACCAACGUCUAAAACUGUGGAUACUGCUCAAAAUAGUGAGGACGUGAUUGAGUCUUCCCAGGAGUUAUCAGUUGAACCAUUACAGCAUCAAGAUGACGAAACUAAAGCCAUUGAAGAAUUGCAUAAACUUCCCGAUGAAAAAAUAUCUGCUGUAAUUGAUUUGACAGUAAACAACGAUGAUUUCGAUUUGGAAGAAAUGGAAAUCGAAGCGGGUGUAGAAACGCCGAGCAAAUUGGUAAACAUAGAAUCAUCUCCGGUGCAUCUUGAAACACCAACGAGAAAUGCCGAGUUAAUCGAAGUGACUGAAGAUUUAUCACCGAUCGCAGUCGAAAAAGCACCGGGGGAAAUCCUCGAAUCAGAAAUAAAAUCCGAACCUACCGCCGAAAACGGAAUUGUCCGACAAGAGGUGGAAAUCCCACCGAAACCCGAAGAUCCGAAGAUUGCGUUUGUUGAAAAAUCCAGUAGCAGCACGCGCGCGGAACGAUUGCUCCAGUUAGCCUCCGGAAAUUCGUCUCCCGCCACUAGUAAACUAGCAAAGUCGCCCGCCAAACACGCGAGGAGGCGGGCUUUCGUGUCGGCGGAAACUCGAAGGAUGAUGAAAACAAUGCAAAAGUGUCAGAAGGAGUUGCAGUUUCAUCGACAAAUCGAUGGCGUACCUAUCCCGAAUGUGGAAUACGAAAAGGAAGUGAUGGACAACCUUUUGCAUUUUGCCAGAGAAAUUCCACCUCCCGGCGCGUCUCCCAGUUGUACCAUUUUGAAGAGGAAAGCUUCUGUCAUUGAUGAGGAAGGAUCAUCCCCUCCACGAAAGAAACGUGUGAAUUACUCAGACCCUGAGGUGACAAGUAAGAAAUUUUACAUCCCCGACAUAAAUGAGCAUGGCCGAGAGAUUAUUAUAAUUAAUAAGGUUAAAACGGCAAACAGUUGCGUGGACAGUGUCGAAAUUGGGGAAAAUGAAUCCACACACACGGAUAUUGACACAAUGGUUAAUGAAAUUAUUGUGAGCCACGACAAUAACGUAUGUGAACUUGUUGAUGUCGAUGUCCAAACGGAAAAUUUACCAGAUACCGAAACACAAGGAUCAAUCCAGAUUGCAGAUGUCGCCUUGUUAGACAGAGAUAACGCCGUAUUUCCUCAGCUUGUUGAAUGUGGGGCAAGCGUUGAGGAGGUUUCAGCUUCUUUGAGUGAUCCCCUAUUUGUCACAGCACUUCUAGAAGAACUGCGUAGAAAAAAUGUCUUUACCAUAGGAGAUUUAGCCAAACUGACUGAAUUAGAAGUAAAUCGUUUACCAAUUAAGCCUCCGAAAAUUACCAAUUUACGAACUACUCUAUCCAACUAUCAAAUGACAGUUUCCGAAAAAGCAACUAAAAAAGUUUGUACAGAAUGGCACGAAAAUAAUAACAAAAUCUUUACACCGCCAAAACAAAAAAGACGAGUACCACUUAUACCAGUUAUCGAAAGAAAUGGGCCAAGUCAACAAUUUCAGGCACCACUUUCGGAUCACAAUGCGUUAUUUAAACCUCCCCCUAGUCCCAAACAGGAAAGCAUUACAGUAAUUCCUCAUAAAUCGGAUGAUACUAUUGUAAAACCUUCUCAAGACAUUGUUACGAGUCAGCAUCCCGGAGAAGUCGUUAUGAAAGCUAUUAAUCUCAUAAAGCAGGGAGCAGUGAAAGAGGUUGAUAGAGAUUUAUGUCGAGCUGUAAUGGGCCUGGUUGAACCAUGCAGAUUAAUUGAAAUUUUACAAGAGAAUGACACAUUUAAGUUGACAGCUUUUAUAAAAGAAGCAGAUUGGUCGGAAGUGCUAGACAAGAUUGUGAAAGAGGGGGGUUUGCAGAAAUUUUUCUCAGUGUUAAAUAAGGUUCCCAACAUAUCACCAAAGACAGUAUUAAGCACGUGCAUUGAACACUCCCUGCAAAUGUAUGAUUUGACAAUUCCACAUUUAGGUUUAGAAAGUAUAAUUAAUGAUAUGCACAAAAUGUGUAUUAGAUCAAACGUUCCUGUAGAGAGUUUUUUUAAGUAUGUAUUUUGUAAGUUUACGCCCUCCAUCGACGAUUUAAUACCGAGUUUUCCGCAUAUAAACGUGGUGCAGUUUGGUAACAGUACGAUAACGCGAAAAAAAAUGAAAGAAAAAGAAUUAACGACGUUUAUAGAGAGAAUCUUGAUCAGCGUCGAAAGUAAAGAAAUUUGCACGGAUAUUUCCAGAAAUGUGAUAUUGCCAUUGCUUAACGAAAACGAUCUGACAGAUUGCGUUAUUGCUACUGCCUCGUCGGACAGUAUAUUGAAAAUUUGCGGAAACUUGGUGAAGCAUUUACCAAAAGCGAAACCGAUGGAGGACGAAUACGAAACGCUAGCUUUGUGUAUUUUUGAUAAGAUUCCAACGGCGGAUCUAUUGCGUUAUGUUGCAAAACAUUUAAAUAAGGCUGCAGAUACUAUGGACAGUGCUAGAUAAUUGUCUAUUUCAGUAUGUAUGUGAAAUAAAUCUUA
Messenger RNA from Photinus pyralis (common eastern firefly), 3845 nucleotides. RefSeq lists its product as uncharacterized. The record is from RefSeq and is a predicted model, not a curated record. The coding region runs from base 49 to 3810 and encodes 1253 amino acids. Lineage: Eukaryota; Metazoa; Arthropoda; Insecta; Coleoptera; Lampyridae. The transcript is spliced from 5 exons.